UCUUACAAUAUUAUCAACGAAGUUCACAUGCAUGAAGAUGUAAAUGAAAAUGGAGGAAGUUAAUCAUCUCUCAUUCAAUUUUUUUUUUUCAUGCAUUAAUAUCUAUUAUCCUCCACAGCAGGAAAAAAAUCCCGCUCAAAUGCUGCAUCAACCGUCGGUCUGCAACACACAGUCAAAUUUUUCUUCCGAUUCUCAUCUCGCAAUCAAUUUCAUUUUUGCCUGAUCCUGGUGCUUCCGAUUCUCAUCCUGCUACCCUCUCUCCCAGAGCAGCCCGCUACCGCCAGAAGGAAGACAACGCAAAGAGUAUGGAUGGCAGCACCAGGUGAGGGUUUGACUCUAAUGCAUUCGACCAUAAAAUCCGACAGCAGUUAUGGACUAGAUGCAUCACAGGGCAGGGAUUCAGGGACAAAGAUUGCAGGCUUCACAGAUAGAUGCCUAAAGCACAUAGGAAACAUAUAGGAGGAUUGGCGAUGGACGGAUUCUUGGAGGGAGUAUUGUGGAGGCUCUUGAUGGGAUCCAUAUUGAUGAUGCUUCUUAACGGGAUCUAUACAUCAAACAAUGAGACCAAUAACUUAGGUUUCAAGAGAACGGUGAAGGUGAAGCCUCUAAGUGCCAAGCAAAAGAAGUAAGAGGAAUGGAAUACAUCAAUGCCUACUCAACUCCCUGCAAUAUGUCUUUUUAGUAAGAUUCAUUAGAAGGUUGUGGCUCAUAACUGCCUUUGAUUUAGUCCUAAUCUUAUCCUAAGUUUCAGGGCUCAAGAAGAAGUGAAUCAACUUCAAACUUUAGUACUCCCCUGUGAUCAAAAUGAUGUUGAAUCUUCACUUGAUUUUGGUAUGGGGUAAGUUACAGUGAUAUGAUUUCUGUCUCUCUGAUUUAGAAUGGGGUGAAGACGGUAAUUGGAGGAUGAAUGAUGUCCUUCACCAGGGUGACUUAUGGGAAGAAUUUGCAAUCCAAAGAGAAAAGGAAGAAAAAUUAAUAGAGGUUGGUCCUUAGAAAUCUUGACUUCUCCAUUUUCCCAACCAUAAUUUCAAUAGCAUGCUUUUCAAAUUCUACCCCCACCCCUUACUCAUCUAAAUACAAUUGAGCAAAAUUGAUGCAAGAGUCCUUGGCAUUCUCAAAGGGGUGUGGCAUUUGGAAUUUAAGCUUGAGUCUGUAUCUAUGGUUUUAGGCAGAUUGUAGUUGUCUCCUUGACCUGAUGCAAGCGGGAAAAGAGGUCUUACUCUGUUUAAGUUUUUUUAAUUUUAUUUACUAUGUCGUAGAUCAUUCAUUAUGUAAUUUCAUUUUGUAAACAUGUUUGAAUUAUGUUGGGAUUUUUUACAUAUAUCUCUUGCAAGUUUUAAGAGCCUGACUUGAUUACCUUUCUUGAUUGCUUUUCUAUAUGAAGAUGCUUAAAUUCAAACCAGAAAUUCUAAUCGUCACCAAUAUCAUCUCUUAGUUUCAUUUUAGAUUUAGAUGUAGUACACAAUAUAUUCCAUAAUAUAUUUUUCUUUUCUUUAAGGGUUUUUAUACUCAAGUUUACAAAUGUCUGUCAAUAUUUUUCUUACUAUUGUAUUCAGUUACUGCAUUAAAGUUUACUACAUAUGUCUUAAAGAUAAAUAUUUCUUUAAAAUGGAAAACAGACCACACAAAGGCAUUGUGUGCUAUAAAUAUGCUUCGAAUGUGUAGUAGUAGGGAUCUAUUAAGUUACUCCUUCAUAGUAAUAAUAUGCAAAACACGUGAUGAUUAGCAAAAAAAAUGCUACGAUGAAUUUUUGAACCUUUUAUUGUCUGUAAUUUAUCUUAUUAAUGCAGGUCAUUUUGGGAACAUUUGGGAGAAAGAUUAGUUGCACAAAAAAAUGAAGAUAAGACUUUGUAUUGACAAUAACAUAGGCCGAAAAGACUUUUCUGAUCUCUAAGAAGUGAAGACAGUUUAUUGUGAAAGACCACAGUUAAAGGACUGACAACUUCACUGUGAUACCACAAGAAAAGAAGCAUUAUUUGGCCGUAGCUUUCGGAUUUGCUUUGUUUUGAAGAAUGCUUUCUGAUUGUUUUGGAAGAUGCAAGGUGACUCUGGAUACUUUAGUAGAUGAGAAAGACACAACUUUAAAUUGGAGAUUUUUUGGUGGCUUCUGCGCUUGGACUGUAGAAGCUGCACACAGACUGCUACUGCACCAUUUUUUAAACUAGGAGUUGUAGUUUGCUUCUUGGGAUCUCUCUCUCUGUUUUAUGUUUUUAGCAGUAUCACUCUUAUUUCCUUUUCUCAGCAACUUUGGUUCUCUUAUUUUCCUUAUCAUGCUUUAGAGAGAUGUGUACUCUUUUUUAAAUGGAGAAAUUGGUUGGUUAUACAAAAAUUUGAAGAUGUUCUUAAUUAAGAUCUAUAUCUUCUUUUUUUUUUGAGGAAAAGAUCUAUCUACACACACAGUAUUGAUGUAGAAUUUGAAGAAGAGGGGGCAGGGAGAUGAAACGGAGAAGACUAGCAAAUUCAAUUCGAAGAGGACGGCUCAGGAAAAAAGAGAUGGCAGAAGUGAGGAACGGACAAGGCCGAGCCGCUGAUACUUUUCUCGCUGAACCUAUGCAGUACUUGCGCCGCUACCGUGAACUUCCCACUUCGCAGCAGCCGGCGGCUUUGUUCCCCCACUUGCACUGUGUUCAUCAGCAAGAUUCUCUACUUCACCUGGAUCUCAUCCUAUGACGACCGGCAACUUCAUCAGUUAUUUACAAUCUCAGCCCAAGCAAAACAUGCACGAAGAGGAGAAAAACAAGUCCUUAAAGAAUGAAUUGUGGAGAAAUCAUGGCAGGUGCAGGAUCAAGAUAGAAGUAAGGGGAUUAAAAAAAUUGAUUCUCAUCAAUAUGCCUUUAAGGUCUCACACUGGCCUGUGCAAAGAAGAUGUGAAACUAGGCGGCUAAUUGAAGGAUCAACAUGUUGGUGACUAUCUUUAAGUUUAACAAUUAAUGGUGACUCAUCAUUUAAUGCCAUAUAAUAGCUUACAUGCUCAUUUCUUGAAUUAUUAUUUGUAUUAUCAUUGUUGUUGUUAGCAUUUGAAAUGGUUGGUGUUACUUCAUAAUAGUUUUGGUUUUUGUUAAUUUUGGAGAGAACAUGUAGUUUGAUUUGCCAUCAUCAUGCCUUUUCUUCUCAAGUCACUGUAAUA
Messenger RNA from Cuscuta campestris, 3127 nucleotides. The record is from the annotation of a GenBank genome assembly. NCBI's taxonomy places the organism in Eukaryota, Viridiplantae, Streptophyta, Magnoliopsida, Solanales, Convolvulaceae.